AUGCCUGAAUCCCGUGAAGAUUCUGUUUACCUCGCUAAGCUCGCUGAGCAGGCCGAGCGAUAUGAGGAGAUGGUCGAGAACAUGAAGCGCGUCGCGUCUUCUGACCAGGAGCUGACUGUUGAAGAGCGAAAUCUCCUCUCCGUCGCCUACAAAAACGUUAUUGGCGCUCGCCGUGCCUCCUGGAGGAUUGUCUCCUCUAUUGAGCAGAAGGAGGAGUCCAAAGGCAAUGAGGCUCAGGUUUCCAUGAUCAAGGGCUACAGAGAGAAGAUUGAGAGUGAAUUGGCUAAGAUCUGCGAGGAUAUCCUCGAUGUUCUUGAUAAGCACCUCAUCCCUUCAGCUGCCUCGGGAGAGUCCAAAGUCUUCUAUCACAAGAUGAUGGGUGACUACCACCGUUAUCUUGCCGAGUUCGCAACAGGCGAUAAGCGUAAGGAUAGCGCUGACAAGUCCCUGGAGGCUUACAAGGCCGCUUCUGACGUUGCUGUCACUGAACUCCCUCCCACUCACCCCAUCCGCCUCGGUCUUGCGCUGAACUUCUCUGUAUUUUACUACGAAAUUCUCAACAGCCCCGAUCGUGCUUGCCAUCUUGCCAAACAGGCCUUCGACGACGCUAUUGCUGAGCUCGAUACCCUAUCAGAAGAAAGCUACAAGGAUUCAACUUUGAUUAUGCAGCUUCUCCGUGACAACUUGACACUAUGGACUUCCGAUAUGCAAGAUUCAGCUGACAAGGCUGAUGACAAGGAUGGUGCUGAAGGCGGUGCUGACGAGUAA
Messenger RNA from Psilocybe cubensis, 768 nucleotides. RefSeq names its product 14-3-3 protein-like protein. Lineage: Eukaryota; Fungi; Basidiomycota; Agaricomycetes; Agaricales; Agrocybaceae. The record is from RefSeq and is a predicted model, not a curated record. The transcript is spliced from 4 exons. The coding region runs from base 1 to 768 and encodes 255 amino acids. Gene Ontology annotation, cellular component: cytoplasm. Gene Ontology annotation, biological process: signal transduction.